This is a messenger RNA of Triticum turgidum subsp. durum (durum wheat), 945 nucleotides long. The record is from the annotation of a GenBank genome assembly. NCBI's taxonomy places the organism in Eukaryota, Viridiplantae, Streptophyta, Magnoliopsida, Poales, Poaceae.
AUGUCGCCGGCAGCCGCAUCCACGGGCUCCGCAGAGCGAUCAACGGAGUCGGAGCAAACAGUCUACGAUACCGCUGCCACCGUGGAAACCGGCGAGGAGAUGCAGGAGCCGGCCUCGCAGGCGGGGGACGAGGAGCAGGAGACCAGGAGACAGGCUAAUGCUGAAGGCUUGCAGCUGGGAUACAGUGUCGUUCCUAGCGAGAAGAGGUUCCUGGUUUUACACGCUUUCCUGAAGAGGAAACAGUCUAGCAAGAAGGUCAUGGUGCUGUUUUCAUCACGUAGUUCAGUCGAGUUCCAUGCACAGCUUCUAAAUUUUCUCCAGAUAGAGUGUGCCGAUAUCCACGAGAAACAAGAGCAGCUCAACCGAACUGCAGCAUUGUCUGCCUUCUGCACGGCACAAAAGGGUGUCUUGUUAUGCACUAAUGUGGCAGCACGUGGACUUGAUCUUCCUCACGUGGAUUAUAUUGUGCAAUACGAUCCUCCAGCAGAUGAACCAGAGGAUUACAUUCAUCAUGUUGGGCGUACUGCACCUGGUGAUAAAGGAAAAGCAACUGUAUUGUUAUUCUUACUGCCCCAAGAAUUAGAGUUUCUUAUCUCCUUGAGGGCAGCCAACAUUCAUCUCACCGAACACCAGUUUAACAACAAGAAUGUGCCAAAUCUGCAAGCACAUUUUGAGAAAAUCGUUGGCGAGAACUACUUCCUACACCAGUCAGCUCAACAAGCCUACAGAUCCUACAUUCUAGCAUACAACUCACACACAAUGAAAGCCAUCUUUAAGGUUCAUAGUCUCUGUUUGAAGGAUGUAGCUGCAUCAUUCUGCUUUAGGAACCCUCCAAAAGUGGACAUUGGCCUGGAGGGCAGAGCUAUGAAGAAAGUAGGUUACAACAGAGGCCUUGAUUCCAGAGAGAGGCGAAAGAGGCGUCGCAUCAAUGCUGCAAAUCCUUAA